GAUCCUAUGCCCUGGUUCCCAGCGAUGAAAAGUUUACCUCUGUCGGUGUCGAUUAAGUCAAGGAACAGUUUUGUGGUUAUAAAAGGGAAGUUACUCUAACUUUUAGCUUGUCAUGAAGUAAAGACAGAAGAAAUGGUUCAGUCGUUCGAAGAAUUUUGUGGUGGAACUCUAUGGGAUGAGACCAGAUUACUGAAUGGUAGCUACCCAGAGUUCACAGACUGUUUCCAGCAGACGUUACUUGUUUGGGUGCCAUGUGGUUUCCUGUGGCUCAGUGCACCGUUCUACCUUUAUCACCUUCUGAAUGUUGAUGGAGUUACUCGUCCUCACUCAUUUCUGAGUGUGGCCAAAACGUUUAUUAGUGGUGUAUUAUUUUUCCUGUCCAUUGUUGAAUUAUUACGAGAUGCUAACAAUAAAGAUGAUGAAGAGGCCAAUAAAAGAACUCACAAUUCCCUGUUUGUAGCUCAUUCACUUAAGGCUGCUACCUAUUUGUUGACAGUAGUAUUGAUAUACCUUGAGAGAAUCAAAGGAUUUAUUACGUCAGGAGUUCUAUUUAUUUUCUGGUUUUUGACGUUAGUAGUUUCAAUAAUACCUUUCUACACAUUGAUUGAACAAGAUGUAUACCACAAGGAUUUCUUCAGAUUCAGUAUAUUUUACGUGUAUUUCUUCCUGCUAUUGGUCCAGUUUGUACUCCAUUGUUUUGCUGAGAAGAUAACAAGAAGAGGAUAUUAUGAAUUAAAUACAAAACAGUGUUUGGAAGUAGAAUCUUCAUUCUUAUCUCGUUUGACAUUUUGGUGGAUGACUGGACUGAUUGUAAUAGGUUACAAGAAACCAUUAGAAGAGGCGGAUAUUUCAGAUCUUCACCCGAGAGACAAAAGUGAUGUUGUUAUACCAGCCUUUGAUGAAGCUUGGAAAAAAGAAUAUGCUAAACAUGAAAAGAUCAGAGAAAUUGAAGAAGAACUUUCUAUAGAUAAAAAAAGUGUUGAAUAUAGUCAGCCUGCACAAUCCAUUAAUCGAGAACAUCGAUCGUCAGAGAAAACACCAUUGUUGUCAAGACAACCAUCUGUUACGUUUAAAACAGGAAAGCCAGCAAAGAAAGAAAAUAAAGGCUCCCUAUUUAAAGUACUGUGUAAAAUAUAUGGACCAUCUUUUUUGAGAGCAUGGUUCUGUAAAUUCAUGUAUGAUUUGAUGCAGUUUACCUCACCUAUACUUUUAAGUGCUUUGAUCAGUUAUACAACUAAAAAACAAUUAAAAUCAACUGCAGAACCAGAAUGGCAUGGUUAUACAUUAGCUGGAGCUUUCUUUAUUGUCUCAUUUCUACAGUCAACAUUUUUCCAUCAGAAUUUUCACAUCGGUAUGAGUACAGGAAUGAGGGCUCGAUCUGCAAUGAUUGCUGCCGUAUACAAAAAGUCCCUUACAAUGAACAAUGAAGCGCGGAAGACAUCAACCGUGGGAGAGAUUGUAAAUCUGAUGGGAGUGGAUUGUCAGAGACUUCAGGAUAUGUCAGGAUAUCUGUGGAUGUUGUGGUCUGCACCGUUCCAGAUUGUAGUGGCUACAUUGUUACUAUGGCAACAGUUAGGACCAUCUGUGUUGGCAGGACUUGCAGUUAUGAUAUUGUUAAUUCCUAUAAAUGGUGCUAUCUCUGUGAAACAACGUAACAUGCAGACAGCUCUGAUGAGAUACAAAGAUGCUAGACUGAAGUUAAUGAAUGAAGUUCUCAGUGGUAUUAAGGUAUUGAAACUGUAUGCUUGGGAGAAAUCAUUCCAGAAGAAAAUUUUAGACAUCAGAAAUAAAGAAUUGGAUAUUCUCAAGAGAUAUGGAUACCUCCAGGCAUUUAGUACCUUCUCCUUCACUUGUGCUCCUUUUCUGGUAACACUUGCCUCGUUUGCCACCUAUGUACUGAUAUCAGAUGAGAAUUACUUAGAUGCACAGAAAGCUUUUGUGUCAUUGUCUCUGUUUAAUAUACUAAGGUUCCCCAUCAAUCUACUACCCAUGAUGAUAUCUUAUGUUAUACAGCUGAAUGUAUCUAUUACAAGAUUAAGCAAGUUUUUGAAGAAUGGUGACCUUGACCCUGAUAGUGUCCAGCACAGACCAUUAGAAGGUGUAGCAAUUAAAGUAGAAGGCGGAACAUUCAGCUGGGACAAAGAACUUCAACCAGCCUUGAAAGACAUAGAUUUAGAGAUUAAGGAUGGUACACUUGUAGCAGUUGUGGGAACAGUAGGAGCAGGGAAAUCAUCUCUUAUAUCAGCCUUUCUGGGAGAAAUGGAGAAACUUAAUGGCAAUGUUAAUAUAAAGGGUUCCAUAGCCUAUGUGCCACAGCAAGCAUGGAUACAGAAUGCCACUGUUAGAGAUAAUAUAUUAUUUGGUAAAGAGAUGGAUGAGUGUAAAUAUAACAAUGUUGUGGAGGCAUGUGCUCUGAAGUCAGACUUUGAAAUACUGACAGGUGGAGAUCUAACAGAGAUUGGAGAAAAGGGAAUUAAUUUGAGUGGUGGACAGAAGCAGCGAGUAAGUUUGGCGAGAGCUUUAUACAAUAAUGCUGAUGUUUAUAUGUUAGAUGAUCCACUUAGUGCUGUAGAUUCACAUGUAGGGAAACAUAUCUUCAAGAAUGUGGUUGGUCGAGAAGGAUUACUACAGAAUAAGACAAGAGUUUUGGUGACACAUGGUAUCCAUUGGUUACCAAUGGUUGACACUGUUGUUGUUAUGUCUGAUGGUGUUAUAUCAGAGAUGGGUUCCUAUGAGGAGUUAAUGAGCCAUGAAGGACCAUUUGCACAGUUCUUAAAGGCUUACCUCACCCAGAAAGCAGAGACUGAGGACGAUGAAGAAGAGGAAGAGGAGGACCCAGAAAUACAACAGAUGAAGAGUAAGAUUUUAGAGAGAUUAGAAUCUGUUACCUCAGAUACUGGUACUGCUACUUCAGGAGAUGAAAGUAAAGUCAGGAAAAGAAGUUCAAAGGGUCAUUCAAAGAAGACUGCAUUGAGCCGUGGAAUAUCAACAUUUGAUGCUCUAGAAUGUAAACCACUGCCUACUCCCAUAAAAGACAAGAAAGAAGUAGAAAAACUGAUAGAAGAUGAAAAAAGGGAAAAGGGAAAGGUUGCAUGGAAAGUAUUUAUGAUGUAUCUGAGAGCUAUAGGACUAGGGGCUGCAUUCUGGAUUUUUAUACUCUACCUGUUGUACCAAGGGGCGUCUAUAGCCUCUAAUAUCUGGUUAAGUCAGUGGACUGACGAUAAGGAGCUUCAGGACAGGAGCAAAGCUAAUACAACUGAGUACAAAAAUAGAAAUAUGAUGUUCCUUGGGGUUUAUGGUGGUCUUGGAAUAGUUCAGGGUAUAAUGGUUCUGAUUUACUCCAUUGUUGCCAUACUAAGACAGGUCAGAGCUUCAGGACAACUCCAUUUCGACAUGUUAAACAAUAUAAUGAAAGCUCCGAUGGCCUUCUUUGAUACAACACCAGUGGGUAGAAUUGUUAACAGAUUUUCCAGUGAUGUUGCCACCAUAGACAGCAUGUUACCUAUGAACUUUAGGAUGUUUCUAGGCACAGUGAUCGGCACAUUGAGUACAUUGGUAGUCAUAACCUACAGUACACCUAUAUUUCUGGCUGUUGUUUUACCACUGGCUAUUGUAUAUUACCUCAUGCAGAAAUUUUAUAUUCCUACCUCUAGACAGUUACAAAGGUUGGAAUCCACAACAAAGUCUCCAAUAUUUAAUCACUUUAGUGAGACUAUCAAUGGAGCCUCUACACUUAGGGCCUACAAAGAACAACAAAGAUUUAUACAGGAGUCACUAGACAGAGUGGACAAAAAUAUCAGCUUUUACUUUACUAAAAUAGCAUCUAACAGAUGGUUAGGUUGGAGAUUAGAGUUUAUAGGGAACUUAAUCGUAUUUUCAGCUGCCCUGUUUGCUGUUGUAUCAGAUAAUAUCUCUGGAGGAUUGGUUGGUUUGUCAGUGUCAUAUGCAUUACAGGUAACAAGUGCAUUAAACAUGUUAGUGAGGAAUUCCAGUGAUCUAGAAACCAAUGUUGUAUCAGUAGAAAGACUGAAAGAAUAUGCUGAAGUAGAAACAGAGGCUGAAUGGAUCAGACCAUUUAGAAGACCUCCACAUGAUUGGCCAAACACUGGAGCCUGUAACUUCAUAGAUUAUAAAACUAGAUACAGGGAAGGAUUAGACCUCGUCAUCAGAGGAAUAUCAUGUCAAAUCCUAGGAGGAGAAAAGGUUGGAAUAGUGGGGAGAACAGGGGCAGGUAAAUCCUCCUUGAUGAUGGCAUUGUUCAGACUUAUAGAAGCUUCUGAUGGUAGUAUUGUUAUUGAUGGACAGAGGAUAUCAGAUAUGGGUCUGCAUGAUCUUCGUAGCAAACUAACCAUCCUACCUCAGGACCCUGUAUUAUUUUCUGGUUCACUAAGAAUGAACCUUGACCCCUUUGAUCAGUAUACUGAUAGCCAAAUAUGGACGUCCUUGGAGCAUGCUCAUUUAAAGAAAUUUGUAUCUGAGUUACCAGAGAGACUGAGUCAUGAAUGUGGGGAAGGAGGAGGAAACUUAAGUGUUGGGCAAAGACAGCUUAUUUGUUUAGCAAGGACAUUGUUACGUAAAACAAAGAUUUUAGUUUUGGAUGAGGCUACUGCUGCUGUUGACAUGGAAACAGAUGAAUUAAUACAAAAAACAAUUAGAGAAGAAUUUAAAGAUUGUACAAUAUUAACUAUAGCACAUCGUCUCAAUACUAUUCUGGAUUAUGACAAAGUAAUGGUACUAGACCAAGGGUUAAUAAAAGAAUAUGACUCACCAGACAGUCUAUUAAAGGACAAAACUACAGUAUUCUAUGGAAUGGCCAAAGCUGCUAAUAUUGUCUCAUAAACCAUUGAGGGAAUCGGUAUCAUUUUUUAAUACCAGAAAGUGGAUUUGUUGUGAAUGUUUGGAUUGUG
This is a messenger RNA of Mytilus trossulus (common blue mussel), 4907 nucleotides long. Its product is annotated as multidrug resistance-associated protein 1-like. Bases 133 to 4839 code for a protein of 1568 amino acids. Gene Ontology annotation, molecular function: ABC-type transporter activity; ATP binding; ATP hydrolysis activity. The transcript is spliced from 33 exons. Gene Ontology annotation, cellular component: membrane. Lineage: Eukaryota; Metazoa; Mollusca; Bivalvia; Mytilida; Mytilidae. The record is from RefSeq and is a predicted model, not a curated record. Gene Ontology annotation, biological process: transmembrane transport.